Messenger RNA from Schizophyllum commune H4-8, 855 nucleotides. RefSeq lists its product as uncharacterized. The coding region runs from base 1 to 855 and encodes 284 amino acids. Lineage: Eukaryota; Fungi; Basidiomycota; Agaricomycetes; Agaricales; Schizophyllaceae. The record is from RefSeq and is a predicted model, not a curated record. The transcript is spliced from 6 exons.
AUGUUCGACUUUCCCCCCUUUUUCUGCCUCGUCCGCGUCGACCCGCGUGUCGUCACGCGUCACGUACCGCCUCGUGUACCGUACUCGCUCACUCUCGACGUGCUCUGCGCGAUGCGCGGGAUGGGGGAGGCGCAGGACGACUCGCAGGUGCAGCGGCACUCUUCCCGGAACUUUGGACGAUGUCUUUCCCCCACCUUCUCCGCGACUCCACGGGCGGCAUCCCGCAGCCGACACGGCUACUUCGACUAUGUCCGCUUCUCGGCGAUGACCAACACGACGCGGCGGCGUCUCUCCGCGUGUCCCGACAUGCGCUGCGCUUGUGAUGUACGCUGUACGAGGAGCCAUGGACGUCUCCCGCUCGCCAUGAAUCGCAACGUCAAGCAGUCGCUGACUUCGAUUGCGAACACCGACUGCAACCAGUCCGCACAGCGACGGCGGACGUCGCCGUACUCUCCGAAUAUCGUAGCCACCCGCCAUCAUCCACGUACGCGCGACGACAGUGGUCAUGUCCGCGCUCACCCGCACCUCCCAAUUCAUUUGCCCGACCCGCCCUCUCCGCCGCCCUCAGCGCUGAGGUGCAUAUCGACGAAGACGCUGAACGCAUCUCUAUGCAACCCCGCCGUGCUCGCUGGACGUGAGAGCGCCGAGCUCACCUGUCAAGGCCUGCCCCCGAUCGCUACCGCUACCGCUCCCACUCCCCCUUCUCCACCCGCCGUCAUCAUCGCUGUCGUCGAGGCAAUGAUCACGUCGGCCUCCUCGACCGUCGCCGCCCCGUGGCUUCGCGCUGUGCCCUACACGCGACUCUCAAGCCUGGGAGACCGGGGGGCUAUACGCGACGCGGGAGGUCCCGGUUGA